This is a messenger RNA of Phytophthora nicotianae INRA-310, 1975 nucleotides long. RefSeq lists its product as hypothetical. Gene Ontology annotation, molecular function: amino acid transmembrane transporter activity. The record is from RefSeq and is a predicted model, not a curated record. NCBI's taxonomy places the organism in Eukaryota, Oomycota, Peronosporomycetes, Peronosporales, Peronosporaceae. Gene Ontology annotation, biological process: amino acid transmembrane transport. The transcript has 3 exons. The coding region runs from base 249 to 1844 and encodes 531 amino acids.
CCGUUACGUCAAGGGGAUGUGCCAUGUUUCGUAGGGCUCCACCACCGGCCGUCAUUUGCCAUCUUGUGGUGGAAGAGAGAGAAUCAGGUCGUCUUAAUCCACAUCUCCAUCGCGGCGCUUGUACAUUGGCUCCGUGCCUCAUUCACCACUUGUCAUCUUGCACUUCGUGUGCUCUUUCUCAUCGUGCAAGUAGCGUCUUCAUUCAUCAAAUACACGCGUCGCAAUCCCAAUAAAACCAAAAGUAUCCCAUGGCAGACUCUACCUGGGACCAACAGAAGGCCAAGCGCGCUUCAUCGCCUCAAAUCACUGGCCGUCGAGAGUCCGAGCCCGGCUUCACGGACUCUGUUACACCCAAGGCUCUGGACAUCGCUGUACCCGGCGGAUUCCGGCGCCACCACGUUCAAACAACCCCCCGACCCGUUGUGUCCAAAGCGCUGCGUGACCAGAUCAUCGACCGCAUCAACAGCGUGUACGACCCCUUCAUUGGUAACAUAUUAAGCCAGGACAAUGACGAAUACGAUGAGAUGAACGUCGAGGACCGUGCGCGUAGUCUGCUAAUGACACCGCCGCCGAUGACGCUCCCAGCGUAUCGACGAAGCCCGAGAGAAUUGGGAACGCCAACCGAGCGAACGGAGCUCAUCAAGACACAGCCAAGUCCACCGAAGUCAAAAGAUAGCGACAAAACGACAACGUUGUGGCAUGCUUUGUUGACAUUGCUCAAGUCUUUUGUGGGGACGGGGAUUUUGUUCUUACCUGAUGGAUUUCGUAGUGGUGGCAUUCUUUUCUCGCCGUUAUGUUUGACAUUUGUUGCGGCGCUGACGCUCUAUGCAAUGCUGCGGUUGUUGCAAUGCCGUGAGUUGGUUGGCGGCACGUACGGUCACGUCGGGUUUAAGGCCUAUGGAUCAUGGGGCCGCAGGAUGGUGCAGAUCUCGAUCAUCAUGAUGCAGGCAGGAUUUUGCUGUACAUAUGUGAUUUUUGUCGCUCAGAACAUGGCUGAAGUGCUUGCGUUCUGGGGAUACAGUGUGGAUACGUCUCUGCUUAUCCUGCUGCAAAUUGCCGUGUACAUCCCGCUGUCUUGGAUCCGAUACAUCAGCUACUUUUCCAUCAGCAACCUUAUCGCAGAUGUGUUUAUCCUGUACGGUUUGGCCUUCAUUUUGGGCAAUAGUUUCUGGCUACUGGCUACUCAAGGUCCUGCAAAGGAUGUGGAGCUGUUCAACCAGUCCGACUACCCCGUUUUCAUUGGCACUUCGAUCUUUACGUUCGAGGGGAUUGGCUUGGUGUUGCCUACACAGAGUUCGUUGAACCAGGCGCGUCAGAAACGCUUCCCGCGUUUGCUCUCAUGGACUGUGGUCGGUUUGCUUUUCUUCUACUCGUUCUUUGCUGGAAUCAACUACAUUACGUUUGGCAGUGGCAUUGCUCCUAUGGUCACAUCGAGUUUGCCGCGGAAUGGCUGGUCCAGUUCGGUGCAAUUUGGAUACGCAUUCGCUCAACUUUUGUCGUAUCCUCUGUUCCUGUUCCCGGCUGUGAAGAUUAUGGAGGAAAUGCUGGGUUUUCCAAAACGCGCAUCGGGGCAGAAGGUGGCGAAGAACUGCUUCCGUGCUGUGGCUGUGCUUGUCACUAUCUGCAUCGCGUACUUCGGUCAGGGCCGUCUCGAUCUCUUCGUGUCAAUCGUUGGCGCUUUCUGCUGUGUUCCUUUAAGUUUGGUGUAUCCUCCGCUGUUCUACUUGAAGCUGAACCCAAAGGCGUCGUGGCUGGACAAGAUUGUCGACUCGUUCGUGAUCUUCGUGGGCUUGCUCACGUUCUUCUACGUCACGUACUCAAACCUCCAGUCGUGGAGCCAGUAACUCGCACUGCUCAGAGUCUGGCAGUCCGGGUUGCCAUUCAACAUUAGAUUUUACUACACAAAUUGCUUUACCUUCAAAAAUCCAGCUCGCAAAUUAAAAAAAAAAAUUGACACGGAACCAAAUCAACAUCA